Eucalyptus grandis is the source of this 1746-nucleotide messenger RNA. RefSeq names its product shikimate O-hydroxycinnamoyltransferase. The record is from RefSeq and is a predicted model, not a curated record. Lineage: Eukaryota; Viridiplantae; Streptophyta; Magnoliopsida; Myrtales; Myrtaceae. The coding region runs from base 209 to 1513 and encodes 434 amino acids. The transcript is spliced from 3 exons. Gene Ontology annotation, molecular function: acyltransferase activity, transferring groups other than amino-acyl groups.
UUGCAACGUACUUUCACCGAAUCGACAAUCAUCUCAUCUCCGCCUUGCCUCCCUCCCUCCAUCCUCCUCUUCCUCUCCGUUGUUCGCUUCUCUUGGUGAUCUCCGCCGCCGCGCAUUCUCCUCCCCUUUUUCGGUUUUCUUCAGAGCUCGCGGCGUUCGCAGGACGGCCGGUCGAUCUGAUACCAGGGGAAACAUCGUCUGGUUCGAUAUGAUUGUCAGCGUGCGAGAGUCCACGAUGGUGCGCCCCGCCGGGGCGACGCGGAUCCACGCCCUGUGGAAUUCCAAUGUGGACCUGGUGGUGCCCAGCAUGCACACCCCUAGUGUCUACUUCUAUCGGCCGAACGGCUCCCCUGACUUCUUCAAUCCCAAGGUCCUCAAGGAGGGGCUCAGCAAGGCCCUUGUGCCUUUCUAUCCCAUGGCUGGGCGGUUGAGGCGCGACGAGGAUGGCCGCAUUGAGAUUGACUGCAAUGCUGAAGGUGUGCUUUUCGUGGAGGCGGAAACGAGCUCCGCUGUCGAUGAUUUUGGCGAUUUUGCCCCGACAUUGGAGCUUCGGAAGCUCAUUCCAGCUGUAGACUAUUCGGCAGGGCUGUCCACUUAUCCUCUUUUAGUGUUGCAGGUGACGUACUUCAAGUGCGGCGGAGUUUCGCUUGGCGUUGGCAUGCAACACCAUGUUGCAGAUGGAUUUUCUGGCCUUCACUUUGUUAACACAUGGUCAGACAUGGCUCGUGGUCUUGACCUCACGACUCCACCCUUCAUUGACCGCACCUUAUUGCGUGCUCGUGAUCCACCACAGCCUCAAUUUAAGCACAUUGAAUAUCAGCCUCCACCUGCUCUUAAAGCACCGCUGUCACAAACUACUAAAUCCGGUGCUGAGAGCACAGCAGUCUCCAUCUUCAAAAUGACUAGGGAGCAGCUUAACAAGCUCAAAGGAAAGUCAAAGGAAGAUGGAAACACUGUCAACUACAGCUCUUAUGAGAUGUUGGCAGGCCAUGUUUGGAGAAGUGCAUGCAAGGCACGUGACCUCGCCGUUGAUCAAGAGAGCAAAAUGUAUAUUGCUACUGAUGGACGGUCCAGAUUGAGUCCGCCCCUUCCGCCCGGUUACUUUGGCAAUGUCAUCUUCACUGCAACGCCACUUGCCGUUGCAGGUGACCUCCAAUCCAAGCCAACGUGGUAUGCGGCAAGCCGGAUCCAUGAUGCCUUGGUUCGCAUGGACAACGACUAUCUCAGAUCUGCCUUGGAUUACCUAGAGCUCCAACCCGAUCUAUCAGCCCUUGUUCGAGGGGCCCAUACAUUUAGGUGUCCAAAUCUUGGCAUAACUAGUUGGGUUAGGCUCCCGAUCCAUGACGCUGAUUUCGGCUGGGGCAGGCCUAUAUUUAUGGGGCCUGGUGGAAUUGCGUAUGAAGGAUUAUCGUUCAUAUUGCCAAGUCCCACCAAUGAUGGCAGCAUGUCCGUGGCCAUCUCCCUGCAAACCGAGCAUAUGAAGGUGUUCGAGAAGCUGUUGUAUGAAAUCUGACGAGGGUCGAAGGGAGCCUUUCAGGUGGGAUAAAUCGUAGCUGGUCGGAUCAAGUGCAUCAAAAAGAAAUUUUCCCAUGGCCAUCAUAUUCGUUUCCUAGUGCAAUCUUGAUUUUAAUUUUAUGUGAGUACAAAUGUUCCUGUAUGACAGACUUUCUGCGACACAAAUUGCACAUUUAAGGACACCCGAAUCAAUUGUAUUAUCAUUUUACCUGUGCCGGUUCGGUUGGUUCA